CCUUGCUUGUAAAUGCACGCGCAUGGAACUCCAUUCUCACCUUGACUAUCAGAGGAGUUGCUGUGAGGCUUGUUACACGCAGCAGUAUUUCAGAAAGUUGUAUUUUCAAAGAUUUCAUUGAAGAUAUCAUGGCGAAUAAAUCAGGAAAAGCAAAGUCUAAAGUGAAAGUGAAAAAGUGAGAUUGAGACAGAUUUUUUGUUUGAGGAAUCUUUGAGUGUUAUGAUUCAAACAGGAACUGAGGAGCUGUUUCUGCAAGGACAGGACGUACUUCUGGACGGAGUGAUAGCGACUCCGACUGGGAGCCCCCGGUGCCAAGCUGCCCGCUCUACCUCUGCCCCCAGUGGUGUUCAUAUGCCACAGUUCAUUACUGCAGGCAUGACUGUGCCUUAGGGCCAAAAGGGCACAGCAUGGAGGCGUCGUUGUGUUCUGUGUCACAUGAACUGCACCACUUGUUCAGUUUGCCUUUGCUUUACAUCAGAAAUAGACUGCUAUGGGACGUGGCACAGGCAGCAAAAUAUUGUGUAGAGGACUUCCAAAGGGUGUACUGUUUUUAAAAAAUAUUUUUUUUCGAAUAUUUUUUUAAACAUUUGUUUUUGUGUGUGUUAGAAUUGCUUUUUGAUAUGUUGUAUAUAGUUAUUUGCACUGUUGUAUAUAGUUAUAGGUCAUUUCACCAAUUCGGCCACUUGGGUACAUUUGGGCAAUUUGUGUGGGACACCUGGGUGACUUCAUGCUAAAUGUCAUGUAGCUCACCCAUUCCUGAAGUUAACAGUUUGAAACUUUGCACACCUACAGUUGCCCUCUUGUGUUAUCCAUCAAAAUUAUCUCCAACAUCCUAUCUGACUGUGUGGCUAUUCUAGUACAUGUGAAAGAUGAUGCUACAAACGAUUUUCUUCCACCAGAUCUACUGUGUUGUAUUCUCCUACAUUCAAUUAACAUUUCCACAAACUUCAGAAUGUUUCCAUUCAAAUGAUACCAAGAAUAUGCAUAUCCUUGCCUCUGGGGCUGAGCUACAGGCAGUUCAAUUAGGGUAUAUCUUCAGGUGGAAAUUGAGAACAAGGGAUGCAGCCAAAAGAGUUUAAACACAUCUAAAUAUUUUUGAGAUUCUUCAAUGUAGCCACCCUUUGCCUUGAUGACAGCUUUGCACACUCUUGGCAUUCUCUCAACCAGCUGCAUGAUAAAUGCUGUUCCAACAGUCUUGAAGGAGUUCCCACAUAUGCUGAGCACUUGUUUGUUACUUGUCUUUCAAUCUGUGGUCCAACUCAUCCCAAACCAUCUCAAUUGGGUUGAGGUCUGGUGAUUGUGAAGGCCAUGUAAUCUGAUGCAGCACUCCAUCACUCUCCUUGGCCAAAAAGCCCUUACACAGCGUGGAGGUGUGUUUUUAUGUCAUUCUUCCAUUGAAGAACAAAUGAUAGUCCCACUAAGCGCAAACCAGAUGGGAUGGCCUAUCACUGUAGAAUGCUGUUGUAGCCAUGCUGGUUAAGUGUGCCUUGAAUUCUAAAUAAGUCACCAAAUGUGUCACCAGCAAGCACCAUCGCACCUCCUCCAUGCUUCACGGUGGGAACCACAUAUGCGGAGAUCAUCCGUCCACCAACUCGGUGUCUCAAAGACACGGCAGUUGGAACCAAAAAUCACAAAUUUGAACUCAUCAGACCAAAGGACAUAUUUCCACUGGUCUAAUGUCCAUUGCUCAUAUUUCUUGGCCCAAGCAAGUCUCUUCUUAUUAUUGGUGUCCUUUUACUAGUGGUUUCUUUGUAGCAAUUUGGCCAUGAAGGCCUAAUUCACACAGUCUCUGAACAGUUGAUGUUGAGAUGUGUCUGUUACUGGAACUCUGUGAAGCAUUUAUUUGGGCUGGUAACUCUAAUGAACUUAUCCUCUGCAGCAGCGGUAACUCUGUGUCUUCCUUUCCUGUGGCGGUCCUCAUGAGAGUCAGUUUCAUAGCGCCUGAUGGUUUUUGCGACUGCACUUGAAGAAACUUUCAAAGUUCUGGAUUGGCUGACCUUCGUGUCUUAAAGAAAUGAUGGACUGUCGUUUCUCUUUGCUUAUUUGAGCUGUUCUUGCCAUAAUAUAGACUUGGUCUUUUACCAAAUAGGGCUGUCUUCUGUAUACCACCCCUACCUUGUCACAACACAACUGAUUGGCUCAAACACAUUAAGAAGGAAAGAAAUUCCACAAAUGAGCUUUUAACAAGGCACACCUGUUAAUUGAAAUGCAUUCCAGGUGACUACUUCAGGAAGCUGGUUGAGAGAAUGCCAAGUUUGCAAAGCUGUCAUCAAGGCAAAAGGUCCUCUCUCUGCCCCGGCUGCAGCCGGUGUUGACCUGUCAGACAGCGAGUGGCCCCAUCGAGGACAUGGAGGUAGAGCAUGUAGCCCCGGAAGGCCCUGACGUGGCACCUGUGGAGGAGGAACCUCUCUUCACUAACUUGGACAUAUUCCUUUUUUCACUCAUUGUUGGCCUACUCAUCUACUGGUUCCUUUCUCGCAAGAAGACUGAGGAGACCAUCCCAGAGUUCAAGAGGCUCACCCCUGUAGUCACUCCGCAGCGAGAAACCAGCUUUAUUGAAAAAAUGAAGAAAACGAACAGGAACAUGGUGGUUUUCUACGGCUCUCAGACGGGCACGGCUGAGGAGUUCUGCGGCCGACUGUCCAAAGACGCACAGCGCUACGGAAUGAGAGGCAUGUCAGCUGACCCCGAGGAAUAUGACAUGUCGGAGCUGCCUCGUCUUGCGGAGAUCGACAACUCCCUGGCUGUGUUCUGUAUGGCCACCUAUGGGGAGGGGGAUCCCACAGACAACGCUCAGGACUUUUACGACUGGAUGCAGGAGAACGACGAGGACCUGAAAGGAGUCAACUUCGCGGUGUUUGGCUUGGGGAAUAAAACAUAUGAGCACUUCAAUGCAAUGGGAAAGUAUACUGACAAGAGACUAGAAGAGCUGGGUGGCAAGAGGAUCUAUGACCUGGGAAUGGGAGACGACGAUGGCAACCUUGAGGAAGACUUUGUAUCAUGGAAGGAGCAGUUUUGGCCUGCUGUGUGUGAGCACUUUGGGGUGGAGGCCACAGGAGAUGACACCAGCAUCCGGCAGUACGAGUUGGUGGUUCCAACUGACAUCAACAUGAAUAAGGUGUACACUGGGGAGAUGGGUCGCCUCAAGAGCUUUGAGACCCAGAAACCGCCUUUUGAUGCUAAGAACCCCUACUUGGCCACAGUGGCUGUCAACCGCCAGCUGAACCAAUCCGGCGACCGCCAUUUGAUGCAUCUAGAGCUGGACAUCUCAGGUUCCAAAAUCAGAUAUGACUCUGGAGACCACGUUGCUGUUUACCCCGUUAAUGACGUGUCAAUAGUGAACAGAAUAGGCCAAAUCCUGGAUGCCGACCUGGACACUGUUAUCUCUCUCAACAACCUCGACGAGGAGUCCAAUAAGAAGCACCCGUUCCCGUGUCCGACCACAUACCGUACAGCUCUGACCCACUACCUGGACAUCACCAACCCCCCUCGCACCAACGUACUGUUUGAGCUGGCCCAGUACGCCACCGACCCCAAGGACCAGGACACCCUGCGCAAGAUGGCCUCCGCCUCCCCCGAGGGCAAGGGUCUGUACCAGAGCUGGGUGCUGGAUGCUCAGAGGAACAUCCUGGCUGUGUUGGAGGACAUGCCGUCCCUCCACCCUACCAUAGACCACCUGUGUGAGCUGCUGCCCCGCCUACAGGCUCGCUACUACUCCAUCGCCUCCUCUGGCAAGGUGUAUCCCGACAUGGUGAGCAUAUGUGCGGUGGUGGUGGAGUUCCAGACCAGCACAGGGCGGACCUUCAAGGGUGUGGCCACCAACUGGCUGAAGAACAAGGUUGUGGUGACGGACAACGGCCACAAGGCCACUGUGCCCAUGUAUGUCCGCAAGUCCCAGUUCCGGCUUCCCUUCAAGGCCAGCAACCCGGUGGUGAUGAUCGGGCCCGGCACGGGCAUCGCCCCCUUCAUGGGCUUCCUCCAGGAGAGAGGCUGGAUGAAGGAGCAGGGGAAGGAUGUCGGCGAGACGAUACUGUACUUCGGCUGUCGCCGCAGAAACGAGGACUUCCUGUACCAGCAGGAACUGGAGGAGUUUGAGAAGGCGGGCGUGCUGACUCAGCUCAACGUUGCCUUCUCCAGAGACCAGGAAGGGAAGGUGUAUGUGCAGCAUCUCCUGAAGAAGAACAAAGAACAUCUGUGGAAGCUGAUCCAUACUGACAAUGCUCACCUCUACAUUUGCGGGGAUGCUCGGAACAUGGCACGGGAUGUGCAGAACACCUUCUAUGACAUCGCUGAAGAGGUCGGAGGCCUCACACACACUCAGGCUGUGGCCUACAUCAAGAAGCUGAUGACCAAGGGCCGCUACUCUCUGGAUGUGUGGAGCUAAAGAAGAUGAAGCUUACUUGCAGGACACCCUCACAACCCCCUAGAUGUUACCCCUCACCCAAAUGAAAUAGGUUAACGGUAAACACCUUUUUAAACAGUUUUUGGAGGUAACACGUCAGCACCUAAUCUCUAAAUGGAAAGACGUAUGUCUGAAUUUUUGUUGUCCUUAUUAUUGGAUUUGUUUGUAAUCUUACUGAAAGCCUUUUGUGGGGACUCGUACUGAGAAGUAUUGCUGUUAAUUUAGGAUUGUUUGGGAAUUGGCUCAUACUCUAACUUGACCCCUAACCCCCAGGUCUGUCAUGUAGAUUUGGUCUACAUUCUCCUUUUAAGGUUAUGGGGGAAAAAACAUCUCUAUUGUGGAAUAAAUCAAUAUAUUUUUUUUAUUAAGAGUGCAGGCAGACCUUCAUUGUUUCACAUCAGAUUAGAAAAGUUGGAGAUGAUAAUUUACAGUACCAGUCAAAAGUUUGAACACACCUCUACAUUGUUGAAUAAUAGUGAAGACAUCAAAACUAUGAAAUAACAUAUAUGGAAUCAUGUAGUAACCAAAACAGUGUUAAAGAAGAAUCUAAACUAUUUUUAUUUGUUUAACACUUUUUUUGGUUACUACAUGUUUCCGUAUGUGUUAUUUCAUAGUUUUGAUGUCUUCACUAUUCUUCUACAAUGUAGAAAAUAUUUAAAAUAAAGAAAAACCCUUGAAUGAGGAGGUGUGUUCAAACUUUUGACUGGUACUGUAAAUUAUCUCCAACUUUUGUACACGUUGUUUUUGGUAAGUGAAACUAGGUGAAAACAAACAGAGGUGAUUAUGAAAUUAAAUAUUGUGUCAGGACGUUUGUCAUGCUGUGAAGAUCCCCACAAGCAUUUUUUUUUUAUUGUAUAUUAACUAAUUUCAAAUGUAAAGCAUUCUAUAUUUUCCAUCUGUAAAUGUAUUUACAAAUUCAGAUGCUCUAGGAAAUUUGUGUAAACUUGUAGCGUAUUCAUGUUGUACCAUGUACUGUUAAAUUUGUACAUUUUAAAUUUCAGUAACUAUUUAGUAAUUGAGCCUUGUUCUUCAUCGGUUCAUUCAAGAAUAGGUCUUAGAUUAAGUGGUGGUCAACUGUAAAAAUGUCCAGGUGUUUUUUUUCUUCUUACGCUCUCUGACUUUAAGGCUUAGUGCCAACGAGUUACGUUUAGAUGGAAACUACCACAGCAUUUAGGCAAUGCAAUAUGUGUUGGUUAUAUGUGCACUUGCAGUACAAAAUGAAUCCGUCUACUAACUGUCAUUUAUGUGUGUUCUGAUAUCACUAAUUCUGGGAUGUGUACAGUAUACACUGAUUGUACAAAACAUUAGGAACACCUUCCUAAUAUUGAGUUUCCCCUGCCCUUUUGCCUUCAGAACAGCCUCAAUUUGUUGGGGCAUGGACUCAACAAGGUAUCAAAAGCAUUCCACACAGGGAUGCUGGCCCAUGUUGACUCCAAUGCUUCCCACAGUUGUCAAGUUGUCUGGAUGUCUUUUGGGUGGUGGAUAAUUCUUGAUACAAAUGGGGAAACUGAGUGUGAAAACCCCAGAAACGUUGCAGUUCUUGACAGUCAAACUGGUACACUUGGCACAUACUACCAUAUCCCAUGUAAAGGCACAAGUCUUGUAACUUCCCCAUUUACCCUUUAAAUGGCACACAAACAAUACGUGUCUCAAUUGUAGCAAGACUUAAAAAAUCCUUCUUUAACGUGUCUCCUCCCCUUCAUCUACACUGAUUUUGAAGUGGAUUUAACAAGUGGCAUCAAUAAGGGAUCAGAGACAGACCUGGUGAAUCCAGAUGAAAACUAUGUCAUGGAAAGAGCACAUGUUCCGAAUGUUUUGUACACUCA
Oncorhynchus masou masou (cherry salmon) is the source of this 6228-nucleotide messenger RNA. Its product is annotated as NADPH--cytochrome P450 reductase-like. Lineage: Eukaryota; Metazoa; Chordata; Actinopteri; Salmoniformes; Salmonidae. Bases 2348 to 4384 code for a protein of 678 amino acids. Gene Ontology annotation, biological process: response to hormone. Gene Ontology annotation, molecular function: NADPH-hemoprotein reductase activity; flavin adenine dinucleotide binding; FMN binding. Gene Ontology annotation, cellular component: cytosol. The transcript is spliced from 17 exons. The record is from RefSeq and is a predicted model, not a curated record.